This is a messenger RNA of Cicer arietinum (chickpea), 3185 nucleotides long. The record is from RefSeq and is a predicted model, not a curated record. NCBI's taxonomy places the organism in Eukaryota, Viridiplantae, Streptophyta, Magnoliopsida, Fabales, Fabaceae.
UUUGUUUCAAUUUAAAAUAGAAAAUCACCAAAUGUAUGUAGAAUUCGCUGAUGUUCGAGAGGUGAAAAAGUACGAUGCUGUCAUUUGAAUUUCUCCGUCGCUAUUUGGUUUCCAAACACAACAAAUUCAGCAUAUGUGCUUCAGCCAUAACUCUCUGCCUCAAAACGUGCGUUUCCUUAGGUACCCCAGAAUUUGGAAGAGGGGUUCACGUUGAUUCCAUCAAACUCAAUUUAAACUCUAACUGUUUCGUAGGUUCUUCUCUCAUUCGUUUAUACUCACAAUAUGGGAAAAUAAAAGAUGCACAUAAGGUGUUUGAUGAAAUUACUGACAAAGAUAUUGUUGCAUAUACUUCCAUCAUCACUGCAUAUGCUCACUCUGGUGAUUCCUCUGCAUAUGUUGCUUUCACAAUUGCUUCCACAAUGCAGCAACAAGGGCUGAUACCUAAUAGAGUGACAUUAGUGAGCUUGAUGCACGCAUCGACGAAAUCGGGGGCAUUGCUAGAGGGUCGUGGGAUUCAUGGUUAUGCUGUUAGGAGAGGAAUUGGUUUGUGUGAUGAUGUUUUUGAGACGACCCUUUUGGAUAUGUAUUGUAAAUGUGGUGGUAUAGGGAUAGCUGCGUCGGCUUUUAACAAGAUGGAUGCUUUAAGUACGAAAAAUGUUGGUUCUUGGAACACUUUGAUAUCUGCGUUUCUUCGUAGUGGAAAGGCUUUAGAAGCUUUUGAACUUUUUCGUCGAAUGAUGUGUAGAAAUAUUUUGCCUGAUUUGUUAACAUUGGCUAAUGCUAUUCUGUGUUGUUCUGAAUUGAAUUAUUUACGUCGAGGGAUGAGUAUCCAUGGAUACAUGAUUAGGAUGGGGGUGGAACUUGAUCUUGUAGCUUCCACUGCUUUGGUUGAUCUAUACUGUAAACUUGAUGUAACCAAAGCUAGGAAACUGUUUCAAAGAUUGGCAAAUAAGGAUGCUGUUGUAUAUAAUGUUAUGAUGAUCGGUUAUCUAGAAAAUGACUUUGCUGUGGACGCGGUAAAUAUUUUCCGUGAAAUGAUCAAAAUGGAUGUUAGUCUAAAUGUGGCUUUGUUUCUUAAUUUGAUUUCUGCAGUAUCGAAAUUGAGCGACAUUAGAUUAGCCAGGUCUAUCCAUGGUUAUGUAUUGAGACAUAUGCACAUCACACAUGUGGAGAUUGAAAAUCAAAUGAUUCAUGCUUAUGCAAAAUGUGGGUAUGUAGUGGAUGCAAGGGAAUUCUUUAAUAGGAUGGGAACAAGGGACUUGGUUUCAUGGACUUCGAUGAUAACGGGUUACGUUUAUGACGGCCACAUUGAUGAAGCCAUUAUUUUGUUUCGGUUGCUGCAAAGAGAAAAUCUAAAGAUUGAUUCUAUUACUCUAAUUGGUCUCCUUCAGGCAUUAUCCCAGCUUGGAUGUCUAAAUUUUGUUAAAGAAGUUCACUGUUUCAGUUACCGAUUUUUCCAUGGCAGAGAGUUGUCUGUAAAUAAUUCUCUGAUUACCACGUAUGCUAAGUGCGGAAAACUGCGUACGGCUAGGUACAUAUUUCAGCAAAUGGCAGAACGGUGUCUCACAUCAUGGAAUGCAAUGAUAGGUGCGUAUGCGAUGCAUGGAAACUAUACAGAGGUGUUAAAACUCUUUGAUCAUAUGAAAUUUGAAAAAAUUAGACCUGAUGAAGUGACUUUCACAUCAUUACUCACUGCCUGCAGCCACUCAGGAUUGGUAGAAGAGGGUCUACAAAUUUUCAGGAUAAUGAUGAAGGAAUAUGCAAUAAUUCCAGGUGAAGUUCAUUAUAAUUGUAUAGUAGAUUUAUUAAGCAGAGCCGGUCGACUUACGGAGGCAUACAAUGUUGUCAAAAGCAUGCCGUCAACGCAUAGUUCUGCUGCAUUGUCUGCUUUGCUUUCUGCUUGCCGACUAUACGGGGAUACAGAGAUUGGGGAGGCGAUAGCGAAACAGAUAUUAAAAUCAGAACCACAUAGUUCAGGUGCUUAUGCUUUGGUAUCAAAUAUAUGUGCACAAGGGGGAAGAUGGAAUGAAGUAGCCGAAAUAAGGGCCAUGACAAAGAAUACAGAAUUGAGAAGUACUCCAGGAUAUAGUCUGAUACAGAUGAACAGUACAAACUCGCAUUCCAAUGCACGUGACUGUGGAAGUUACAACUUCCAGCUUCGACAUCAUUGCAUGUCCAUAUGUUUGCCGCCGUGGUUCGGAACACGCUAUUAUUCAUAUUCUCAGAUCAUCCGAGUCUCCUGAACAUUUGAUACUAUCUCUCAGAUUUUCCUUUUAUCAUUCUGAAAUCUGCAUGAUGAGGAUUUCAUUCCUUUUCCAUCUUAUUUUUAGCUCAUUUGAUUAUAUUGAAAUUAAGGCCGCUAUUUACAGGGUAUAAACCAUACAAAAAACCAGUUUUUGUAAUGUCCAUAUCUUCAUAGAAGAAUUUUGAUAUAUGGCCAAUGAUAUCAGUGGGUGGUAGUGAUCAUGGUAUAAUUGAAUGUCUAGUAAAAUGAGGUGCGGUUUUUCAACAAACUUCUCACCCAAAAGUUUUUUGGUAAACCAAGGAUUGACCUUUCGAGGUAAGAGAAAUCCAUUUAAAGGAUUGACCUCUCCCAGCAUAUGAUUUUCCAUAUGUACUGGCAAGAGAUCGAAUCCUCAACCAAACAUUUAUCACUUGUGCCAAACCAUGUUGGCACCCAAGAGUAUUUUAAGUGGAGCGUAAAUGGGCUUCAAAAGGUCAAUCAAUUUGAUUAUGGAAUUGGAUAAGAUGCAUUCUUUCCCUUGACAUUUUCACAAAAUACAGGUAGGCAGUGAUCCAAGAAUUAAUUUUCCCCUACCACCCCCCCUUCAUGUGGAAGCGUUCUUGGCUUGGAGUGUGGACAGAAACUAGCUCAACCUCACCUUGUGCUAAGUUUAAAUUUGAUAAAUAGAAAAUGGCAAAGCCAAGAUUAAACUCUUUAUCAUUUGUUAAAGGAGAGUAAGAGACUUUGAUACCAUGUCUAGUAAUGAAAUUCAUUUAUUUAACAGUUUGCUAUUCAUAAAUGACUAGUAUGCAGUUUUGGUAUGGGAUUUAAUUCAUUGUUUCCAUGGUCUAAACACACAAAGCUAUAGAACAGGAAUCAUACAAUCUCUGUAUGGAAAUCAUUUUCCUGUCUAUCAUCCUAUCUUUUCUCACUUAGAAGUAAUAAUGUCUUUAUUGUGGAA